UUUUGCAGUGAGAUUAAAUUCAAUACAACAGAGAAAAGUUGGUGAACAUGUUUUAUAUUUCGAGUAUCCAAAACCCAUAAGCAAACAAAUUUCCAUAAGUUUUUAAAUAGAAUAGUAGCAAUUAUCCGCAGCUUCGCAUGCAAUUUUCAAGGGCAUAGUCUUCUUAGUUAAAGCAAGCAUUCAUGAUGUAAUAUGAUGACGCUCUAUGAUUUUUGCAAACAGAAUAAGGUACAUAUCUAAUGACUAUAAUUCAGUCUGUUUAAGAGACUAUAAAGUUAAUAUAAUGUUUAUUGGUUAUAAUUUCAGGACUUGCACAUGUAAGAUCAUGCAUUGCUAGUUUGAAUAAAUGACAAUUCGGAUCCGACUGUUGGGUUUUCUGGCCUGAUGUCCCGAUCAAGAAAAUAUAUACAUAUAAAUAAAUAUAUAUAUAUAUAUAUACAUACAUACAUAUAAAGGUCUUGGAAAACUACUUUGGUCAAAAACUGUCAACUUUCGGCUGUUAACAUUCACUUUCAGGCUCAGGUAUUUUCAGUGACAUAAUUGAGUCGGCCUUGUUACCCCCAAGAUGAAGAAAAUAUAUUCAAACUGACGCCUACUUUGGUCAAAGAGCAUCACUUCCAGCCCUAGUGAUCUAUUUCCUGUAUCUCCAGUACCAUAAGUUGAGUUUGCCUCAACAAAUUGUAUUUGUACAUACAUAUGCAGUUCUAAGAAACCUACUUCAGCAAAAAAAGAUUGGUUUUAUAAUGGUCUUAACAUCUGCUAUCCAAAAGGCCGGGUACAUACCGAAAGCAACCGGUGAUAGCAACGCAAUGUCAACGCAACGGCAACUUGAGUUCCCAAUGAAUGACACACGCAGUUUAAUGGGACUGUGUAUACCAAAGUGACUGUGACGUGACGGUGAUUCAACGGUCACCUGACUGAGCAACGCAGGCAACUCAAGUCACGACAUGCUGUAAACUCGAGUCGCCAGUUGCGCAGUUGCUCUUGUGGAGUGCAGACCGUACUUAACUAUGGCUGCUGAACAACAAGAAAAUAUUAAAUUUGCACAGUUUAUUGAACAGUUUGUUUGUUUGUAUGACCAUAACAACAAAUCAUACAGUAACAGAGUGGUGACAGACAAAGCUUGGCAAGCUGUGGCAGAUGAGUUUAAACUCACAGUGAAGCAAUGCAAGGAAAAAUGGAAAAAUAUAAGGACUGUAUUUAGAAGACAUAUUUUCACAAAACCAGUGUCGGGAGCCGGAGGUUCUUCAAAAAAGGAAUACUACUUGGCUGAUGUGCUGCAAUAUCUUGUGCCUAUUUUAAAAGGUAACCCUAAAAACAUUGGAAGCAACCUACCACCACCUCCUGAAACUGAUGACCAUCAACAACAAACUCUUCAAGAAGAAGAACCAGCUGAUUAUAGCAUUAACGAAAUUGCUGAUGAUGUGGAUGAUGACGCGACUGAAUUACCCCAAGAAGCAGUGCCGAACGUACCUGAACCCGCUAAUAACAGCAUAUCACAGUUCCGGAAGAAACAGUUGGGCAAAAGGAAGCCGACUACAUCAUCGUUGGAUGAAGCUAUGACCAAUUAUUUUAAAGCAAAAUCAAUGAAGCCUGCUGAAGAUAAAUUGGUUCCAGUUGCUGACAAUGAAGAUAAGUCAGACGAACUUUUUCUGUUGAGUCUUAAAAAAGAUAUGAAGGAAAUGAAUUCACGGCAGAAGCGAACUUUUAAAAGAAGAAUUUUUAGUUUGAUCGAUGAAGUUCUAGAUGAUAGUCCUGGUAAGCAAACGCACGAUAUGUAUUCAAGCUCAUCACUACAGUCCUCACGAUCACCCAGUGUGCUGACUAAUAUCAUUUCUCCGGGAAAUCCUGGCCAGGAGAACGAAGAGUACGUUUUCAACACCUUGACCAAUGCAUUCGGCAUACAUUAAGUGACAUCAUAGUCUUUUAGUGAAAUAUUUUAUAACUUUCAAAUAACAAUAAAUAAAUUCAUUUAAUCAAACUUA
This is a messenger RNA of Homalodisca vitripennis (glassy-winged sharpshooter), 1985 nucleotides long. RefSeq lists its product as uncharacterized. Gene Ontology annotation, cellular component: transcription regulator complex; nucleus. Gene Ontology annotation, biological process: regulation of transcription by RNA polymerase II. The record is from RefSeq and is a predicted model, not a curated record. Gene Ontology annotation, molecular function: DNA binding. NCBI's taxonomy places the organism in Eukaryota, Metazoa, Arthropoda, Insecta, Hemiptera, Cicadellidae. The transcript has 2 exons. The coding region runs from base 1011 to 1910 and encodes 299 amino acids.